CCGCGGGGGCGCGGGCAGAGUGUGUGCAGGGAGUGGGGGGAGGCCAAGGCGGGCGGGCGCGCGCACGAGGCUUAACCUCGCUCGGUGGCGGCGGCUGUGGCUUCUUUGUUUCGUGAGGAGAAACGAGACGUCCACUCUGCCCCCGACCCAGCCUGGAAGGGAGGGGGCGGUGUCAGGAAGGCGACGGUGCAGCCGACUCUCGGAGACCACCGUCCGAAGCUCCUGUGAAGAUGUCCACUCCAGACCCACCCCUGGGCGGAACUCCUCGGCCAGGCCCUUCCCCGGGCCCAGGCCCCUCCCCGGGAGCCAUGCUGGGCCCCAGCCCUGGUCCCUCCCCUGGCUCUGCCCACAGCAUGAUGGGGCCCAGUCCGGGCCCUCCUUCAGCAGGACACCCUAUCCCAAGCCAGGGGCCUGGAGGGUACCCUCAGGACAACAUGCACCAGAUGCACAAGCCAAUGGAGUCCAUGCAUGAGAAGGGCAUGUCCGAAGACCCUCGCUACAACCAGAUGAAGGGCAUGGGGAUGCGGACAGGGGGCCACGCAGGGAUGGGGCCUCCGCCGAGCCCCAUGGACCAGCACUCUCAAGGUUACCCCUCACCACUGGGUGGCUCUGAGCAUGCUUCUAGUCCAGUUCCAGCCAGUGGCCCAUCCUCGGGCCCACAGAUGUCGUCUGGGCCAGGAGGGGCCCCACUGGAUGGUGCUGACCCCCAGGCUUUGGGACAGCAGAACCGGGGCCCGACACCGUUUAACCAGAACCAACUGCACCAGCUCAGAGCUCAGAUCAUGGCCUAUAAGAUGCUGGCCAGGGGGCAGCCCCUGCCCGACCACCUGCAGAUGGCUGUGCAGGGCAAGCGACCAAUGCCUGGGAUGCAACAGCAGGUGCCAACACUACCUCCACCCUCUGUGUCUGCAACAGGACCCGGCCCUGGCCCUGGGCCUGGCCCUGGGCCUGGCCCAGGACCAGCACCUCCGAAUUACAGCAGGCCCCACGGUAUGGGAGGGCCCAACAUGCCCCCCCCAGGACCCUCAGGUGUGCCCCCCGGGAUGCCAGGCCAACCCCCUGGAGGGCCUCCCAAGCCCUGGCCUGAAGGACCCAUGGCAAAUGCUGCUGCCCCCACGAGCACACCUCAGAAGCUGAUCCCCCCUCAGCCCACCGGCCGUCCCUCACCCGCACCCCCCGCUGUCCCACCUGCCGCCUCUCCCGUGAUGCCACCCCAAACACAGUCGCCGGGUCAACCAGCCCAGCCUGCACCAAUGGUACCACUGCACCAGAAGCAAAGCCGCAUCACCCCCAUCCAGAAACCCCGGGGCCUGGACCCUGUGGAGAUUCUACAGGAGCGGGAGUACAGGCUGCAGGCUCGCAUCGCUCACCGAAUUCAGGAACUUGAAAACCUACCCGGGUCGCUGGCCGGGGAUUUACGAACCAAAGCAACGAUUGAGCUCAAGGCCCUCAGGCUGCUGAACUUCCAGAGGCAGCUGCGGCAGGAAGUGGUGGUGUGUAUGAGGAGGGACACGGCCCUUGAGACGGCCCUCAAUGCCAAGGCUUACAAACGUAGCAAGCGGCAGUCCCUGCGCGAGGCCCGAAUCACCGAGAAGCUGGAGAAGCAGCAGAAGAUUGAGCAGGAGCGCAAGCGCCGGCAGAAGCAUCAGGAAUACCUCAACAGCAUUCUUCAGCAUGCCAAGGAUUUCAAAGAAUAUCACAGAUCCGUCACAGGCAAAAUUCAGAAACUCACAAAGGCAGUGGCCACGUACCAUGCCAACACAGAACGGGAACAGAAGAAGGAAAAUGAGAGAAUCGAGAAGGAGAGGAUGCGGAGGCUCAUGGCGGAAGAUGAGGAAGGGUACCGCAAGCUCAUCGACCAGAAGAAGGACAAGCGUUUGGCCUACCUCUUACAGCAGACAGAUGAGUAUGUGGCUAACCUCACGGAGCUUGUACGGCAGCACAAGGCUGCCCAGGUCGCCAAGGAGAAAAAGAAGAAGAAGAAAAAGAAGAAGGCAGAAAACGCAGAAGGACAGACACCUGCAAUAGGACCUGAUGGCGAGCCUCUGGAUGAGACCAGCCAAAUGAGCGACCUGCCUGUGAAAGUGAUCCAUGUGGAGAGCGGGAAGAUCCUCACAGGCACGGACGCCCCCAAAGCGGGGCAGCUGGAGGCUUGGCUUGAGAUGAACCCCGGGUAUGAAGUAGCUCCAAGGUCUGAUAGUGAAGAAAGUGGCUCAGAAGAAGAGGAGGAGGAAGAGGAGGAGGAACAGCCACAGCCAGCGCAGCCUCCCACUCUGCCUGUAGAGGAGAAAAAGAAGAUUCCAGAUCCAGACAGCGAUGACGUCUCUGAGGUGGACGCCCGGCACAUCAUUGAGAAUGCCAAGCAAGAUGUUGAUGAUGAGUAUGGUGUGUCCCAGGCCCUCGCUCGUGGCCUGCAGUCCUAUUAUGCUGUGGCCCAUGCUGUCACCGAGAGGGUGGAUAAGCAGUCAGCGCUUAUGGUCAAUGGUGUCCUCAAACAGUACCAGAUCAAGGGCUUGGAGUGGCUGGUGUCCCUGUACAACAACAACCUGAAUGGCAUCCUGGCUGACGAGAUGGGCCUGGGAAAGACCAUCCAGACCAUCGCGCUCAUCACGUACCUCAUGGAGCACAAGCGCAUCAACGGGCCCUUCCUCAUCAUCGUACCUCUCUCGACACUGUCAAACUGGGCAUAUGAAUUUGACAAGUGGGCCCCCUCUGUGGUGAAGGUGUCCUACAAGGGCUCUCCAGCAGCCAGGCGGGCUUUUGUUCCGCAGCUCCGGAGUGGCAAGUUCAAUGUCUUGCUAACGACAUAUGAGUACAUCAUUAAAGACAAGCACAUCCUUGCGAAGAUCCGGUGGAAGUACAUGAUCGUGGACGAAGGCCACCGCAUGAAGAACCACCACUGCAAGCUGACGCAGGUCCUCAACACACACUACGUGGCCCCCCGCCGCCUGCUGCUGACAGGCACGCCACUGCAGAACAAGCUCCCUGAGCUCUGGGCUCUGCUCAACUUUCUUCUGCCCACCAUCUUCAAGAGCUGUAGCACCUUUGAGCAGUGGUUCAACGCACCUUUUGCCAUGACUGGAGAAAAGGUGGACCUGAACGAGGAGGAGACCAUUCUCAUCAUUCGGCGUCUCCACAAAGUGCUACGGCCCUUCCUGCUCCGGCGGCUCAAGAAAGAGGUCGAGGCUCAGUUGCCUGAAAAGGUGGAGUACGUCAUCAAGUGCGACAUGUCUGCCCUGCAGCGUGUGCUGUACCGGCACAUGCAGGCCAAGGGUGUGCUGCUGACUGAUGGCUCUGAGAAGGACAAGAAGGGCAAGGGCGGCACCAAAACCCUGAUGAACACCAUCAUGCAGCUGAGGAAGAUCUGUAACCACCCGUACAUGUUUCAGCACAUCGAGGAGUCCUUUUCUGAGCAUCUGGGGUUUACCGGCGGCAUUGUCCAAGGGCUGGACCUAUACCGAGCCUCAGGGAAAUUUGAGCUCCUCGAUAGAAUUUUGCCCAAACUUCGUGCCACCAACCAUAAAGUGCUGCUCUUCUGUCAGAUGACCUCUCUCAUGACAAUCAUGGAAGAUUACUUUGCGUAUCGUGGCUUUAAAUACCUCAGGCUCGAUGGAACCACAAAAGCAGAGGAUCGGGGCAUGCUGCUGAAAACCUUCAAUGAGCCUGGCUCCGAGUACUUCAUCUUCCUGCUUAGCACCCGGGCUGGGGGGCUCGGCCUGAACCUCCAGUCGGCUGACACUGUGAUCAUUUUUGACAGUGAUUGGAACCCUCACCAGGAUCUGCAAGCACAGGACCGAGCCCACCGCAUCGGGCAGCAGAAUGAGGUGCGCGUGCUCCGCCUCUGCACGGUCAACAGUGUGGAGGAGAAGAUUCUGGCCGCGGCCAAGUACAAGCUCAACGUUGACCAGAAGGUGAUCCAGGCUGGCAUGUUUGACCAGAAGUCCUCCAGCCACGAGAGGCGCGCCUUCCUGCAAGCCAUCCUGGAGCACGAGGAGCAGGAUGAGAGCAGACACUGCAGCACGGGCAGCGGCAGUGCCAGCUUCGCCCACACUGCCCCUCCGCCAGCGGGCGUCAACCCCGACUUGGAGGAGCCACCUCUAAAGGAAGAAGACGAAGUGCCUGAUGACGAGACUGUGAAUCAGAUGAUUGCUCGGCACGAAGAGGAGUUUGACCUCUUCAUGCGCAUGGACCUGGACCGCAGGCGUGAGGAAGCCCGCAACCCCAAGCGGAAGCCUCGCCUGAUGGAGGAGGAUGAGCUCCCCUCGUGGAUCAUCAAGGAUGACGCUGAAGUGGAGCGGCUGACCUGUGAGGAGGAAGAGGAGAAGAUGUUUGGCCGUGGCUCCCGCCACCGCAAGGAGGUUGACUACAGCGACUCGUUGACUGAGAAGCAGUGGCUCAAGGGUCAGGUUGAUGCAGGUCCUCCUGACCAGAUGCGGAAGGAGCACCACACCAGCUCAAAACCCACUGCUGGUGUAAUUGGCAUUUUUGGGUGUCAGCCUGCACCUCUUCAUGUGGUUAAAGUAAAACAUUGCCAGUUGCCAAAUGAUGCAGGUCUCCUGAAUGUUUGUCCGUAGGAAACACAGUGAGAGAUUAGUGAGCAUCCAGUCUCCCUGCAAGGUGGUAGGGAGUACCAACGGGUCAGACAGCCCUGCUUUGGACACGUCAACCCCGUACCACGUCACCCCUAGGGCCUGGACUCCUGGCCAGGCUGGGAGGAGGGAACAAGCUUCUCAUGAGACUGGAAGCCAUGGCUGUUCAUGGAGGUGAUGUGAGCACCCGUUUUCAGCAGGCAGCAUCCUGCCCUUGUAGCUGCAGCUGCAGAAUGCUCAGUUAGGGCCCCAGCCCAGGGCCCACUGCAUCUACACUGGGGUUGUGGGAGUAAAUGAGACCUCUCUCCAUGUUCAGGGGCUCUGACUGCAGAGGUGACAAUUAAAUAUCCACCCUGGAGGUUGUUUCAUACAAAUGUCUCUGAAGCAGCACUUUCCAGAAAUAGAUGGUGGCUUUUGCUGCAUCUGGCUGAGUGCCACAGCCCAAAAUAAGAGAUGCUGCCCCCAGUCAUACACCCCGGAGUUACCCUGGAUUAACUGAGACAUGGUUUCUACCUGGGAGCGCAGAUGACCCCAGACUUGCAAACUUGCCCACUAAACUGUGCAUGAGGGGGCUGUCGAAUCAUGCCAGGGAACCAGGCGAACCUUCGUGUGUGUGGGUGUGGGGGCCCUGUUUUCUGGCCCAGGGCUCCGGGGCCAGUAAGGAAACCCCUGACGAGGGAGCUCGGGCCCAGUUACAGACCCGUCACAGCCUUUACGGAGCAUCACCACAUUUUGGAGACAGUCAGUGGGUGCUUUUUGCUUAUAUGCUAAUGUUUCAUGCACACUUCCCUCUCUUUUUUUUUUGAGGUGUAAUUUAUACUGUAGAGUUCACCCAUUUAAGAUGUGCGUGUCAGCAAUUUUCACUCCAUAUACAGUCAUGCAGCUGUCGUCACAAAUCCAUUUUAGAGUAGCCUCAUCAUCCCAGAAAGAACCCUCCCCUCUUUCACUCCCCAUUUCUUCACUCCCGCCGCAGCCCCUGACAGUCACCCUGUCCUGCAUGUUUCGUAUAAAUUGAAUCUUUAUACGAUUGAUAUAAAUCAAUCAGCAUGUGAUCCUCUGGUGUCUGGCUUCUUUAGGCAAAAUAUUUUCAUGGUUUCUCCAUGAUUUAGCACAUAUUAUUUCUUUCCAAGGCUGAAUAAUAUUUUAAUUUUUUGAAUGGCUAUACCACAUUUUCUUUAUCCAUUCAUCAAUUAAUGGACAUUUGGGUAGUCUCUACUUUUUGGCUGUUGGUGAGUAAUGCCACUCUGAACAUCUGGACGAGUUUUUCGGAGGACUUGUGUUUUGAUUUCUCUCAGGUACAUGCCUAGAAGUAGAAUUGUGAGAUCCAGUGGCAGUUCUGUGUUUAACCUUUUGAGGAGCUGACAAGCUGGUUUCCAGAGAAACCGCACCAUGGUACUACACCCCCACCAGCAGAAUAUGAGGAAAUUUGUCCUCAUCCUUGUUAAUACUUGUUAUCUGUCUUUUUUAUUUUAGCCACUCUAAUGGUAUAAAGUAGUUGGCAUCUCUUUGUGGUUUUGAGUUCCAUUUCCCUGGUGACUAAUGGCCUUGAAUAUCUUGCGUUUAUUGGCCACUUAUAUACCUUUCAUAUGAGUCUCUUUAUCAGAUAUGUGACUUGAAAAUACCUUCACCUUUUCUGUUGGUUAUCUUCUUUAUGGUGUCCUUUGGAGCACAAAAGUAUUUAUUUUCGAUGAAGUCCAGUUUAUCUAUUUUUCUCUUACCACGUUUCCUUUGGUAUCAUAUCUGAGAAUCAGUCCAUCACCAAACAAGAUCACAAAGAUUUACCUCUUUAUUUUCUUUCAAUAAUUUUAGAGUUUCAGCUUUUACACUUAUGUCCACGAUCCUCUUGAAGUUCAUUUUUGUAUAUGGCAGUAAGUCAGGGUCCAGCUGCCUUCAUUUCCAUGCGGCUAUCCAGUUGGCCCAGUACUGUUUGUUGAGAAGAUUGUUCUUUCCCCAUCAAACACACGCCUUUUUGUUUGUCAUACUCAGUAAAAUUUACACUAAUAGAGAACACAUUUGCCCACAACGGGCACUCUUCUCUCUUGGUGCUGGGUGUGUAACUGGCACCAUUUUUUGACAGCCACUCUGAUGCUACAUGUGCCCAGAUACUUCUGAAUGUUCCUUGCUCUUGCCUGGCUGCCUGUUGGACCAGAGAUGCUGGUAUUAGGUAGUUGCCCAGGCUGCUCUAACAAUUACCACAAACUUGGUGGCUUAAAACAACAGUGAUUGAUUCUCUCCCAGUCCUGGAGAGUGGGGUGUCUAAAAUCCAGGUGUCAGAAGGGCCCUGUUCCCCCCAGAGGCUCAGGGAAGGAUCCUUCUUUGCCCCUUGCAGCUUGUGGCGGCGCUGGCAUUCCUUGGCUUGUGGCCAUAUCCUUUGACUGUCUGCCUCCAUCUUUAUAUCCUCUUCCCUGUAUGUUUCUCUGUGGCCCUUUCUGUCUCUCCUGGGGUCACUCUCGUUGGACUGGGGGCCCACCAUAACACAGGGUGACUCAUCUCACUCGAUUCUUAUGUAAUUCUGUCGGCAAAGAUCCUGUUUCCAAAUAAGAUCACAUUCUGAGGUUCUGGGUGGCUCUGAAUUUUGGGGGACAGUAUUUAACUCUGUCUCCCCAGGCUUGCAGUACACGGCCUCCCCCACGCUGACCUUCUUUCCUCCCUCCUUCCUGACACACUCCCUUCAUGCUGUUCCUUUGGCUUGGACGCCUUUACCUGCCUCCAGCCUUCAUUUUGCAGCUUCAGUGCCACCUCCUCUAGAAGCCUCCCCCACGUCCAAGCAGGACACGUCUGCUCCACGGCCACAGCACCACUCCCCCUUCUCCUGGCACUCGACAGGGUUGUCACUGCAUUUGUGGGAAGUCUGUCGGAUUAGGGUCCACCUGGCUCCAUUUGGUGCUGUGUCCUCAGUGCCCAGCCCUCUGCCCAGCCCAUAGCCCCAGUCGAUAAAUAAGAGACGAGCGACCUGCACAUCCCAUUGGAUCCAGGCCCCACUCCCUUUUUGGAUUCCAAGCUCCCCUGGAAACCUGGCUUCCCCUCUCUUUGUUUGCAGGGAUAAAUGUGCAGAUUACUUACCAUUCGGAAUAAACAAAUCGUGAUCAUUUGCAGAUUAACAUUGCUCAUGUUCACAUUCUUCAACUCAGCAGUUUUAUUUCUAGGGAUCUAUACAAAAAAGACAGGUAUAGUCACAGCAUUAUGUAGAAUAGCCAUGCCCACCCCAGGUAAUGGAAAUAACCCGAAUGCUCAAGAACAAGUAAGGCCCUUUGUGCAAUGAAAUACUAAAUAGGCAUUAAAAAUUAUGUUGCAGAAAAACGGCAGGAAAUGCACCCGGGCUGUAGUAAGCAAAAACAUGAGUCAUGGUGUGGUACGUGGAUACAGCUCUCUGCUGUCUUGGUCGUGCACAUGUACACGGGAAGGGCAGGGGGACCCUGAGCUGGGUGCGGUGGUGGUUGCCCUCACUGUGAAGGUACCUCAUGCCACAGAACCGUGCACUUAAAAUCUGUUUUUCACUGAACUUUUUAGAAGAGGUGCCGUGGGUCCAGAGCACAAGUGUUGACGGUGUCACUUCUGGGUGGAGGGAUUACAGGAGUCCAUUCCAUGGGCUCCACACAGUGCAGAUGUGCCUCUUUAACUCUCAAGCACAACCCUUUAUUUGGGAAGAACAGGCACGGGUAUGGUGCACUCUGGGGAGGCAGAGCAGCCUUUGCUGGCCUUUCAGAGCCUACGUGAGCCUUGGUGUGUGUCCUGCCCCAGCCAGACCCAUGGGUUUGCGCGGCGGCCUCUACUUGUCAACCUCGGUGCUGGCUGUCCUAUUUUACCACUAUUGAC
Molecule: messenger RNA, 8405 nt
Organism: Artibeus jamaicensis (Jamaican fruit-eating bat)
Lineage: Eukaryota; Metazoa; Chordata; Mammalia; Chiroptera; Phyllostomidae
Gene: SMARCA4
Product: SWI/SNF related, matrix associated, actin dependent regulator of chromatin, subfamily a, member 4
Exons: 30
Coding region: 231-4574 (1447 amino acids)
Biological process (GO): positive regulation of transcription by RNA polymerase II
Cellular component (GO): nucleus
Molecular function (GO): histone binding; ATP-dependent chromatin remodeler activity; ATP binding
Source: RefSeq, a predicted model, not a curated record